AUGAAAACGGACUCGCCUCACUCUGGUCUUCGACUCUUGUCCGAAGCUAUUUCGCCUCAUAUGCGCGAGCUGGCGAAAAAGGAAGAGGAGCAACUCAUCGCGGAAUCGCUUUCGAGGGAGUCAGUUAUCAAAGAAACGCCGAAAGAGCAAGUUGAGCAACGAAACGUUGGGAAGAGAAAACUUUUCGAAGCCGAAUUGAUGAGCGAAGGAAGCUCUCAGGGAUCAAAUCAGGAUGAAAAAGAAGCAAGUCUCACGCGCAGCUUGGACAAAAUCGUAGAGAGAUUUCUUGAGCGCUUUAGCGAUAAAGAAAACGAACAAUUUACGUUGAUGGACUUGGAAUUCACCGCUGUGAAGAGACGCAUUUAUGACGUGAUUAAUGUUCUUGAAGGAGUCGGGUAUAUUCAAAAGUGGCAAAAGAAGAACUCGUACUUAUGGACGUCCAAGGCAACGAUGGAGGAAAAGAUCUUGAAAAUCCGCAGAUCUGCCAAUGUGGACUCUCAGAACCAAGAUCUUGUCGCUACCAUCGCUCACAGUAUCGUCGCAAAAGAUGAAACCUUCGACGAUUUAACGAGCCAUUCUGACAACUCUCACCUGGAGGCUUCGGAUUCAUCCCUCCUCAACAUUUCUGAGCUUUCCAACUCAUCUCUUGACUCAUCAAGUUUCUCUUCCUCUUGCUCCAAAUCGUCGAGUAUGACGAAGAAUUUGUCCAACCUAACUGUUCGCUUCAUUUCCCUCUUCUUCCGAAUCAGCCCUGUAAAUUGGACAUUGACUCUUGACGAAGCAGCAGAGCGACUCGUUGCUGAUAGCGGAGAAUUGGACCUAACAGCCGCUUCCAAGUCUCGCAUCGCCUCGAUAAAGCGUCGUUUAUACGACAUUACGAAUGUGUUUUUGGCACUUGGUCUUAUUGAAAAAGUGCAAGUAACGUACGGCGCUGGAGUUCAUUUACAACGCAAGUCAGCCUAUCACUGGAUCGGUGCGACUUCUGUCAGUUCCGCCGACAAGACGGGCUCGAACAGUACUUCGAAGACUGUACUCGAAGACGUAACGCACUUACAGCAAAAGAACUCGAUCGAUCGUCAGUGUCAAACGAGUCCGAGCCUGUUGCGUUCGCUGAUCGCCGACAUCCACGCUGAACUCGACGAGGCGCGAGCUCAUGACUCAAUUAGCUUGUCUCUCAACUGCCCCACAUGCCUCAACCAGCUACACAGACAGAUGCCGGCUCUGUGUCCCCAUUGCAGAUCUCACUUGCCCGCAGCUACUAACGCUGCUUUAUCAGAGUCUUCCAAUUCCCUUCUUUCUACAAAGCAAAAACUCUUGUUUUCACCGCUGCCUUCUUCCCCAAUUGCCUCGAGCGACGGCCCCUGCCGUCGUCAAUUGACUUCGACACCGCUGGCUGGUGUCUCAAAAAUAGCUUCAAACUUUUGCAAACUCUCCUCUGCUACACUUUCUUCCGGCACUUUCGCUGCUAAUAGAAAACGAAAAUCCUCGGCGCCCGUUUUUUCUACAAGAAUGCCCCCCAAUUUCAACAACCCCAACGCUGCGAUUCCCCGAAGUUCUUUCAUGUCUACUUUGGUAACUAAUAAGAAACCGUUGGCAUCAAAAACUCUUAAUUUCGCCUCCCCCAUUGCGCCAAAUCACGAGAUCAACCGACAACGAAAACCUUCACGAAACGGGGCGAAUGUACACUUCCUCUUGCCAAUGGAGGUGCAUCUACCUUCAUCGCCAAAACGUAUCAAAGACGACUCCGGUCUUGGCCCCUCGCCCUCUCUCCUUCCACCUAAUGCUCUUAACCCCGCUAAACCAACAUAA
This is a messenger RNA of Oikopleura dioica, 1809 nucleotides long. NCBI's taxonomy places the organism in Eukaryota, Metazoa, Chordata, Appendicularia, Copelata, Oikopleuridae. The record is from the annotation of a GenBank genome assembly.